AUGGUACCUGCGCUCCGGCUUUCGCUCCUGAUUCUUCUGACCUUCCGGACGCCGCAGGCGUUGGAUGCGACCUUCACAAAGCCCUUUGGCCGGGAGGCCUCGCGUUUGCGCCGCGACCUGCUGAAGGGCUAUGACAGGGUUGUGCCUCCAGCAAGCGAUCGCCUGGCUCACUACAGCGGCGCUGGGACGGAGGUUGAAAUGCAAAUCAACUUCUUCAAGGCACAAGGGCUCGAUGACUCGACUGGCCAGAUGCGCCUCAAGGUCUGGGUUCGCAUGGGCUGGAUUGAUCAGCGCCUGAGCUGGAAUCCCGCGGAGUAUGGCAACAUAAGCCAGGUUCAUUUCUUGAGCCGACACAACACUGACAGGGAGAACUCAGAGAUUUGGAUGCCUGACAUUCAGCUCUGGAAUGCCAAUGUUGGUACCGAGCUCUCGCUCGACACCACGAAUGCCGUUGUGGGCAGCGCCGGAAACGUGUUCUGGAGCCGGCCCGGGUUGCUAGACACGCUUUGUAAGUUCUCCGGCUUGGUCGCCUUCCCCUUCGACCAUCUGAAAUGUUCAAUGUAUUGGGCUGGUUGGACAUUUUCUGGCGGUUUCCAAGGCAUCGAGCUUAUGGGCCGAGGCUAUGCGAAAUCCACAGAGGAAACGGCUGGGUCUUCAUACCAGGAAUAUAGCAUCGAGGCGAUAGAUGUCGAGAAGACCACCAACUUCGAUUCAAACUCCCCUAGCGAACCAUGGACGCUGGUGAAGUACACCAUCACACUGGGCCGGGCCAGUUUUUACUAUUUGCUUCUGAUAAUCUUUCCGACGGUGCUCACCACCUACCUCUCCUUUGGUGUCUUCUUCAUGUCGCACGAGGUCGGCGAGCGCCUGUCUUUCGGGAUCACCGUGCUCCUCCUUGUAGGGGUCAUCAAGGGAACCGUUGCGAAGUUCGUUCCUGUGUGCGGAGAGCUGCUUUGGAUCGAUCUCUUCAUGCUGAUUAACACGACGUUCUGUUGCCUGAGUCUGAUCGAAACCAUGGCCGUGCUUUUCUUCGCCUUCCAUAUGGAUGAUCACUUGCUCCCCGCCUGGCUCGCUUGGCUCGCUCCAUGGUGUCUUUGCCGGCCCGAAGGAAACGCCGCGGCACAGUCGAACGCAGGGCGAAUCUACCGACAGCUCAACCGUGAGCGUUCCAGCCUCUUGGACGAGAGCGCCAGGAAGGGUGGCCGACUCCAGAUGGUUUCCCAGGGCAAGCUGUCCGAGACGGACACUGCAAAGUUGAUCUUCUUCGAGAACCUCUUCCACUUGAUUGACUCCGACUCCAGCGGCCUGAUCACCAUGGAGGAGGCUGCUUGCAUGUUGAGCUUCGUCAACCUUUCGCUCUCGCGCAGUGUGCUCUUGGAGAUCCUGAGGGCCGCUUGGAGUCCCCGAGUUCUCUUCGACUGCAGCGACUUCGUCGAAAUCUGCCUGGAGCUGCUCUGGACCACGCCCUUCGAGGAGGUCAAGCUCGGCGCCGAGAACUACAGCUCCUCAAAGAACCACCACGCGAGGCGUUCUCACAGCUACUGGCUGGAGUGGUCCAAGGCCGUGGAUAAGUGGUCGCGCUUCUGGCUACCGCUGCUUUACACCAUUGCCCUUGGCUUUCUGCUCAACCUGGACAUGCGAGAUAACUACGAUUCCACGACGGGUUCAGUCAUGUUCCAGGGAGUGGGCCCUAUCCACAUGUCCCUUCCAGGUGUCCUUCAGGCCUUGAUCUCACCAACUAUUGGCUUGGUUUCGCUCUUCACGUGGUUGCAGAUGCGCCGCCUCUCCCAGAAGUGGAAGCAGCAAGAGAAAGCUGCUUUCGCCGCCGACGAAGCGUCGGGGCUGAGCGCCCGACCUCGUCCGCGCUGGACGGUGCGGGUUUCUGCCGCACAGCCCAACGACGAAGAACCGCCCAACGACAACGACGUAUCCAACUUGGAGUCUGAGAAGCAAUGCGGCCUUUGA
Messenger RNA from Symbiodinium sp. CCMP2592, 1965 nucleotides. Lineage: Eukaryota; Dinophyceae; Suessiales; Symbiodiniaceae. The record is from the annotation of a GenBank genome assembly.